Molecule: messenger RNA, 3540 nt
Organism: Scylla paramamosain (green mud crab)
Lineage: Eukaryota; Metazoa; Arthropoda; Malacostraca; Decapoda; Portunidae
Exons: 3
Coding region: 377-2065 (562 amino acids)
Biological process (GO): magnesium ion transport
Cellular component (GO): membrane
Molecular function (GO): magnesium ion transmembrane transporter activity
Source: RefSeq, a predicted model, not a curated record
GUGGCACAGAGGUGUUUAAGAAUAUGGUCUUAAGUAGAGUACACUUGAUGGAAUCCCAAGCCGCGCACAGAGUGAAGGUGAGGAGUGUGGCGGCGCGGGACAGACUCGGCUGCAUAACACGGCGCUGAACCGACAACCGAGGGCCCAGGGAAGCGACGCACUUCAGUCAUGACCUGGUCGAGCGGGAGGGAGUACUACCCGGAUUUCGCUGCGUGUGUGACUGGUUGCUGCUUCUUUUUUAUAACUUGUGAAGCCUCGUCCUGCGCUUCCUAGCAGUGUGUUUUCUUUUCCUCGCUGAGUAGAGGUUGAAGAAGUUACAGCUGUGAAUUUUGGCGGUACCACGCUCCUUGUACACCUAAAAGGAGCCGCCGCCGCCAUGUAUCUGAACGAAACAGGGAUGGAGAACUCAACGCAGGGAGACACAGAUGCCCUGGAGCCACAGUGGGUUCCUAUCGACACUGUGAUCGGCCUCAUCCUUGCCUUCUCCUCCUGUCUCUUCAUCGGUGUGUCAGUCAUCUUCAAGAAACUCGCCCUGAGGGACAUAGAGACCCAGGGCGGGACGCGAGCGGUGGACGGCGGCUACGGGUACCUGAGGCUGCCCAAGUGGUGGCUGGGGAUCUCUCUCAUGGGCCUGGGGGAACUCACCAACUUCGUGGCUUACAUCUUCGCCCCGGCCAUCUUAGUAACGCCUCUGGGUGUGUUCUCCAUCGUGUGCACGGCCGCCCUGUCGCCAUACUUCCUAAAGGAGCGGCUGGGGAAGCUGGGCAAGCUGGGUUGCGUGUUAGUGUUAGUGGGGUGUGUUGUGGUGACUCUGUGCGGGCCCAAGGAUCGGGAGAUUGCCAGCAUGGAGGAGCUUCAAUCCCAGCUACUGCAUCCUGGCUUCCUAGUGUACGCCGGCCUGGUGGUGCUGGUUUCCGCCUUCUUCAUGGCUCUGGUGCCUCGCUACGGCCACCGCUACGUGCUGCUGUACAUCACCAUCUGCUCCUCCUUCGGCUCCCUCUCCGUCAUGUUCUGCAAGGGUGUUGGAUUGGCGCUGAAACAAACCAUUGGCGGCAUCAACGAGUUUACUAACUGGGCCACGUGGGUGUGUCUGGUGGCCCUGAUCGCCUGUCUGCUCAUCGAGACCAUCUACAUGCAGCGAGCUCUGGACAUCUUCAAUAGCUCCGUCUUCAUGUCCAUUAAUUACGUGCUGUUCACCUCGCUCGUCAUCGUCGCCUCGUCCAUCCUCUACACGGAGCUGGCGGUGAUUGGCAUCAAGAACAUCAUACUCACUCUGCUCGGCUUCAUAGUGAACAUCGCCGCCCUGUACCUCAUGCACCUGGACCGGGAGGACAACACGCCCCCGCAGGCAGACGAGGAGGGCGACGACAACCUGGUACAGUCACAGAAGGCCAAGAUACAACUGGCAAGACCUGAGCAAGUCACUCCCCUGCUGGGCCGCGCUCCUGCCUCCCCCUUAGCGGGCCUGAACCUCCCUCACACCAUGUUCCCGACGAAGACCAAUUCGUGCAUGUCCCUCAUAAGCCAGGCGUCGUUGCCGCACCGCACGAGCGGCGACAACCACAGCGCCGCGAAGAUGCAAGACGAUGGAGAUGACGAUGGCACGUACACCCACCACCGAGGCAACUCAGACGAUAACAGGAGCAACACGGGAGGGGCAGCACCGAAUAACAAUAACAAUAAUAACAACAACAAGAACAAUAAGAACAUGAAAUCCACCUCAGGAGAACGCACCCCGGGGCACUGCAGGUCUUCCUCUGGAUAUCUUUGUGAAGUGCCUCUCCUUAACGAGCUUCACUCCUCGAGGAAGCUAUCCAGUCCAGACAGACACCUCGACAACGCCUCCCUCAGCAGUAACGGCAACAGAAGGGGAAGCUACAGCAGCAACAUGAGCAGCGCAAGUAGCAACAGCAGUGCCAGCAGUAGCAGCAGCAGAAGUGGGAAUGACAAUAGCAAUGGGAACAAUAACAACAACACCGGGAGUCAGUUAGCUGAUCCAAACACGCAGGAUGAUGAUCAGGAGUAUGACAGCUUGAGUGAUGAGCUGAAGCAGGUGUUAGCGUGAAGUGUGUGAGUGUGUGUGUGUGUGUGUGUGUGUGUGUGUGUGUGUGUGUGAAAGUGCUAUGGUGAAUCUACUACAGGAGAGGAAAGCAGUAUUAGGCAUUGCAAAAUCUCUCUCUCUCUCUCUCUCUCUCUCUCUCUCUCUCUCUCUCUCUCUCUCUCUCUCUCUCUCUCUCUCUCUCUCUCUCUCUCUCUCUCUCUCUCUCUCUCUCAGAACACUCAAGUAGUACCUUUGUAGCGCAUAAGUUCGUGACUGGAAGCAUUGCACUCUGAUUAACAUUGCAACUUCAGUUUUGUGAUUGGCGUUAUCGGUAGCUUGCCUGGAGCUUGUCGGAAACGUGGUAGUUAUUCAUGUAACCCUGUAAACAACCGUAGUCCCCUUAUAGGCACGCAACAUGGGCUUCUCCUUCAUCCAUGACCAAAGAUGUGCCGUUGUAAAGAUAGAGUUUCCAUCCACACACUUAUCAUCAUCGUCAUCACUAUAAUUGAAUCGGUAGUGUAUCUAAAACUACAUCAUAAUUCUAAUCAUCAUCAUCAUCAUCAUCAUCAUUAGAAGUGAGCAGGUGAUGUAUCAAAAGCUACAUCAUCAUAUUUAUCAUCAUCGUCAUUGUCAUCACCUCCACCACCACCGUCGUCAUCAUCAUCAUCAUCAUCAUCAUUAUCAUCAUCAUCAUCAUCAAGGUGCCCUAACUAUUUAUAUGUAAUUUAUUAGCUCGUAUAGUCUCGGCACUCCAUUAAGUAUAGGAGUGGUUUUUGUUUCUCUUUACAGUGAGAGGAGCAUCCUAAGAAUGUGUUAGCAAUAGCAAUGUAGAGAGAGAAUGAACUGACAUGGACACUUAGAGAUGAACGGUAGGGAGGGUAGAGGAGCAGAUCUUCAUAAGGGAGAGUCUUGGUGGAGAGGCUCGUGUAGAUUGUUGAGGGAUAGUUACCUCGUAUGAGCAUCGUAAAAAAACAAAACAAACAAACAAACUAACUAACAAAAAAAAAAAUACAGAGGACGAGAUAGUUAAUUAGAAGAAGGACGAGGACAGAGGACGAGACAACAGCUCACAGGCGUCAGUUUUCAUUAUGGCUUGUCCUCGUCCUUCAUACUGACGUAGACACAGCAGACGAGGCAGCAUGCAGUGAACAACGAGGAGAACGAGGAAGAAAGUGGUCGUUAUGGUCAAUAUUGAUGACCUCUCCUCGUCUGCUCUCCGUGUGUUCGCGUGUCCUCGUCUGCCUCGUCCUUACUGACACAGGCACAGCAGGUGAGGCACCGAACAAUGAAUUACGUCGAUUGAAUUCCCAGUAAGGCGCCGAUCGAUCCUGACCUGACCGAAAGGGAAGGGCGGUGGUGUGUUGUGUCUCGCGGCACCACGCGCCCUCAUCCAUACCUAACACUUCCUGUCUCCUCAAGGGCGUGGCAUGAAGCUUUGUAUAGUGCAUGAGUUAUGUAUAUAAUGUAUGCCAACAUAGAAAUAUAAUGUAUACAAUGCC